UGAACGUCACUCAUUGUUUACUCCUUCUGUGCUGGAAAGAGUGGCGAAGCGGAGCACGAGCAACAAAGUUCUCGCGCACUUGUUUUUUUGCACUUUAAGAGUCGUGCUCGUGCAGAGGAGGUUUCAGUGGGCUCGGUUCAGGGUUCGAGCGGGUGGACGUUAAAGCGACGCGAGAGGGCGUUUCACGAGGAAUUUCAGCCAAGGAAAAAAGGUCGUCGGUGGUUGGCGGUAAAGCUGGUUAGGCGGGUAUUCCACGAACGCGUUUCUAAGAGCCAGGUAUGUCCCGGUGUACCGGGAACUCUCGCGCUGAGCGCGUGAAGCAGGUGCGCUGAAUCCACGCUUCUGAUUAAAGAAUUGAAGUGGAACCGGAUUCACGUUUGGAUUUCAGGAGAGGGUUUGUGGUGCUGUUUUGAUUCACGCGGCGACAAAUUGUUUAUACCAGGCUGUUUCUUUUUUAAAUAUAUAUUUAUAUUUUUGCUGUUUUACAUCGUUUAAUUCUCUACUCUACUAAACCGGAGAUGUAGAGCGCGCGCUUCGGCUCGUGCAGCCCGACUUUGCUUCAGGUUUCAGCAGUUUACGUGGAAAACACCGCAGUAACUAAGAUAUCGAAGGAAUUCUCCCGGAACACCGUCCCUCCCUACUUCUUCACUAGUUUUCCUUCUUCACUUUCCAGCAACGUCGACGGCAAACUUUUUCUGUCAAGCAAUGCAAGUCGCGAGCUCGAGCGCUGCACCACAGCCUGCACGCGCGUUCUGAGCUCGAGCACAUCCUGGAGGACCACCAGAGACUCGCGCGCGGGACGAGGAACCGUAGUUCUCUUUAAAACAAAAACAAACAAAAACAACAAGGAAAAAAGCGAGUAUGUCGAAGACGCUGAAGAAGAAGAAGCACUGGGCGAACAAAGUGCAGGAGUACGCGGUGUCCUGGGGCGGAGGAGAGCUGAGCUCCGUGCUGGAGAUCCGCGGCGGCGCCGAGCACGGAGAGUUUCCAUACAUGAGCCACAGCCUGACGUCGUCGUCGUCUUCUUCUGCUGCUUCGGCGGCGCUGCGGUGGCACGCGGGCAGAGCGCCGAGUCCUGGUGACGUGCUGCUCGAGGUGAACGGCACGCCCGUGAGCGGCCUCACGCACCGCGACACGCUCGCCGUCAUCCGCCACUUCCGGGAGCCCGUGCGCCUCAAGACCGUCAAACCUGGUAAGGUGUUAAACACGGACCUGCGCCACUACCUCAGCCUGCAGUUCCAGAAAGGCUCCUUGGACCACAAGCUCCAGCAAGUGAUACGAGACAACCUGUACCUCCGUACCAUCCCCUGUACCACAAGACAGCCGCGGGAGGGGGAGGUUCCCGGUGUGGACUAUAACUUCAUCAGUGUGGAGGAGUUUCGUGUUCUGGAGGAAAGCGGGCUGCUACUGGAGAGCGGAACCUACGAUGGUAAUUAUUACGGCACCCCCAAACCUCCGGCCGAGCCUAGCCCUGUGCAGCCUGACCUGGUGGACCAGGUGCUGUUCGACGAGGAGUUUGAAACCGAGGUGCAGCGCAAACGGACCACCUCUGUCAGCAAGAUGGAGAGGAAGGACAGCGCGGCGCCUGAGGAAGAAGAAGAGGACGAGAGGCCGGCACUUGUGAACGGACUUACAGAGCAUAAGGAAGGCACCGAUUGGAGGAAGACCGUACCGAGCUACACGCAGCCCAGCAGUGCCAUGGAUCUCGGGGCGUGGAGCAUGCUGCCUGGGGACGAGAGCCAGGAGACGCUGCCCAAGAACUGGGAGAUGGCCUACACUGAGACUGGCAUGGUCUACUUCAUAGAUCAUAAUACAAAGACUACAACCUGGCUGGACCCACGGCUGGCUAAGAAAGCUAAACCCCCUGAGAAGUGUGACGAGGGAGAGCUGCCGUACGGCUGGGAGAAGAUCGACGACCCGCAAUAUGGCACCUACUAUGUGGACCACAUCAAUCAGAAGACACAGUUCGAGAACCCUGUGAUGGAAGCCAAGAAGAAGCAGAACCAGGAGGCGCCCGCGGCGAGCCAGCCAGGACUUACGCCCUCAGAGGAUGGGUGUCUGAGGGGUUUCACACGUGACCCGUCGCAGCUACACGGAACAGUGUUGCGCACAGCCCUGAGGAAGAGCCCACAGGGUUUUGGCUUCACCAUUAUCGGUGGAGACAGACCAGACGAGUUCCUGCAGGUGAAGAACGUGCUGAGGGACGGCCCUGCGGCGCAGGACAACAAGAUCGCCCCUGGGGACGUCAUCGUAGACAUCAAUGGCACAUGUGUGCUAGGUAAAACCCACGCAGAUGUGGUGCAGAUGUUCCAGUCAGUGGCCGUGAACCAGUACGUGGACAUGGUGUUGUGCCGAGGCUACCCCCUUCCCGAGGACGCCGGUGACGAGGCUGCAGGAGAAGCGGCAGCCGCACCACCAGCCGAUCGGCAGCCGCUUGUACCCGACGGGCGACAGGAGGACGCCCCCGAGCUCACGCUGCUGCAGCCGGAGCUGGUGAGCGUGACGCUGGCCAAGGGGCCGAGCGGAUUUGGGUUUGCCAUCGCCGACUGCCCGCUGGGCCAGAAGGUGAAGAUGAUCCUGGACGCUCAGUGGUGCCGCGGCCUGCUCAAAGGCGACGUGAUUAAAGAGAUCAAUCGGAAGAACGUGCAAACGCUGAGCCACACGCAGGUAGUGGACAUCCUGAAAGAGCUGCCCCUCGGCUCCGAGGUCAACGUGCUCGUACUCAGAGGAGGUCAGACGUCUCCUGUGAAGUCUCUGAAGCCCUGUGCCACGGCAACGCCAAUGCCAGUGACUCAGAAGCACGAAGCACCCACUAACACAGUCAGCACGGACAGUCCGAGUCCUGUUGAGCCGCUUCCCCAGACGUUUCCCCAGAUGUUUCCCCAGAUGUCUCCCCAGACUGUUCCUCAAGCUCUUCCUCAGUCCCUCCCCCAAGCUCCUCCCCAGUCGCUGCCCUUCCCUCCCAACGUGGUACGCUCCAACUCACCCAAACUGGACCCAUCUGAACUCUACCUCAAAUCUAAAGCCAUCCUUGACAGCAAGCCUGCCAACACCAAGGAACUGGAUGUCUUUAUUAAAAGGAACCAGGAGUCCGGCUUUGGUUUCAGAGUGCUGGGUGGGGAAGGAACAGAUCAGCCUGUGUACAUUGGUGCUAUCGUUCCGCUGGGUGCAGCAGAGAAGGACGGGCGUCUACGGGCAGGUGAUGAGCUCAUGUGUAUCGACGGUGUUCCUGUAAAAGGAAAAUCCCACAAGCAGGUCCUGGAGCUGAUGACCAACGCCGCGCGCAAUGGCCAGGUCAUGCUCACUGUGCGCAGGAAGCUCAUCUACGCAGAAGAAAGAGAGGAUGAUGGUGGACAGUCCCAGGCAACUCCAUCUCAGGUUAACGGCUCUCCCAGACCUCCUCAUGCAGACGCUUCCGUUCUGUCCCAGCCGGAGCCAUAUGACGUCACGCUGCAGCGCAGAGACAACGAGGGCUUUGGCUUCGUCAUCCUCACCUCAAAGAACAAACCACCACCAGGAGUAAUUCCUCAUAAGAUUGGACGGAUCAUCAAGGGCAGCCCCACAGAACGCUCCGGAAAGCUUAAAGUGGGUGACCGCAUCUCAGCCGUCAACGGCCAGUGCAUCGUGGAGCUCUCACACAACGACAUAGUGCAGCUGAUCAAGCAGGCUGGCAACACUGUCACCCUCACUGUGCUUCCUGAAGAAGAGCACAGCGGCCCUCCGUCAGCCACCAGUUCAGCCAAGCAAAGCCCAGUGGCUCAGCACAAAGCCGUGGGACAGCAGCCUGCCAGCCGCGAUGACGGUAACGGCCCCGAUAUGGAGGAGCGAGAAGAGGGUAUGGCCUGGGGUAACUACAAAUCUCUCCCCAAGAAUGAGACGGGCACCAUGAUCACCUCAGGCCCCAAGCAGGGCUGUUUCCCCGUGGAGCUGGAGCGAGGUCCACGUGGCUUUGGCUUUAGUCUCCGGGGAGGGAAGGAGUACAACAUGGGCCUGUUCAUCCUGAGACUGGCCGAGGAUGGCCCAGCCCUGAAGGAUGGCAGAAUACAUGUGGGAGAUCAGAUAGUAGAGAUCAAUGGCGAGCCAACCCAAGGCAUCACACACACGCGUGCUAUUGAGCUGAUCCAAGCAGGAGGCACUAAGGUGCUGCUGCUGCUGCGGCCGGGCCAGGGCCUGAUUCCUGACCACAAUGUUAUGGAGAUGGUGACAACUCCACCUGCAAACUAUCCAAAGUACCCUGUACCUGAUGAGCCAUCAAUAUUACCAUCUUUGUCCUCCUCUUCUCUCUUGCCCUCUGAGGGCACGUCAGCCCCUUCUCCCUCCCGCGGUCUCCAUCAUCAACCCCGAGAUACCAGACAACCCAGAACAAGCAAUUCCAGCGUGUCUCUCCGUGACAACACUCCUAGCCCCCAGAAAAUGGACACUUCACGCACAGAGGGGAAAGAGCGUUCACGUAGCCCGAGGAAAAUGGAAAAGAAGCCUUCUGUUUCUGUGAAAAACAAAAAUGUCAACGCCAGCACUCAGAGUCUGGAUGUAUACACGGACAGGAAAGCCCAGGGCCAAGGGGACAGAGGUAGACGCUCAUCAAGCCCUAGAAAGAGUCCCAGAAAGGAACAAGAGACUGGCACCAGACAACCACCUAAGGGAUAUGAGGAACCGCAGAGGUAUUUUGAUGGGCAACAUAUUAAUUAUGGAUCUGGAGGGAACCUAUACAUGGAGGAAGACUUAGACUUCCAACAGGACAAGGAGACAGGCGAGACGAGGCCUGAGAUCGCCAGAUCAGAUAACGAACGACGUCACAGGGAGAAGGGGGUUGAGAGGGAAGCAGUACCUCAGAGGUCCCAAUCCCAGAUCCUCAAUGACAGGGCCAUGCCAGAGCAUCAGCCUACGACCCUGAACCGCAAAGGCCAUCGAGAACCCAAAGAGGGCAGGUACAGAGGGGGAGCAGGUGAGGAGAGCAAAAGGGAUAUGAGGGGAUCUAGCAGUGUCCCACCAGAGACUUCCUGGAAUGGGAACCCCAGCAGCAAGAAGGCUCCCAUCACCCCUGGUCCAUGGAAGGUCCCCAGCUCUGCUAAGAUGCAGUCUCAGGUGGAGGGGCUCUGAUGCUUGGUGGAGUUCAUCAGAAAUGCCAGGACACUCACUGAUGGUUACUCUGAAUCACUGUGUAAUUGAUGCAUAUUUUUUACGUGACUUGUACAGCAUACUGUAUCUUCACUUACUUUGAGACAAUGCAUUCAUGUUCAUGGUAUUCCGUGUUUUAAGUAUCCAUUUCCUCCUGUCUGAGUUCGUGUGUUUGUCCCACCAACAGUGACACCUGUCAGUCUCAUAUCGUGCCAACCAGAGACUCCUGCUGGAAAGACUUGAUUAAAAAAAAAAAAUCCUGUGAGAUGCGACCAUUGAAUGCUCUGUUUUCCGGAAUUGUGAAGGAGUGUUUUUAUUUCUUUUGCUUUGGUUUUUAUUUCAGAUUCAGUGUGUACAGUCUUGUACUUUGUUUGAAAUGCAGUGUAUCCUUGAUGCAUCGGUGCAGUUUGCUUUGUCAUUGCAUGUAUAAUUCAACCAAACAAUGCUAAUCAUGUACACGCUGAAUGAAAGCCAGCGUUGGCCUUGUUGGCUUUCAUUCAUUGUUAGCUGCGUUAGCGUUGCCUGAUUAUGCUUUGAGUUAAUAAGUGUGAUCAGAGUGCACAUAUAUUAUUUAAGCUUAACAUUAGUUAUCACCUGUGCAGUGUAUUUUAGAUCAUUUUUAAAGAUGGUUCCUCCUUUAACUGACCAGAUACUUGUGCUUAAGUAUAUUGUUUACUACAUGUGAGCUUAUGAAGAACACUAUGUAAUUUAUUGAAAUGGAAAAGAAAUUGCAAAUAUCUUAAUAUUUCUGUAAUCAUAUCUAAACAUUGUGCUCCAUAUCCUAAAGAGCUUGAUUCAUCCCUCUCUGCUUUAGGGUUGCUGACCUGGUGCACUACAUGCUUAAGGGUAUGUAUUUUUCACAUUGCUGUAGCUUUUACAAUUAUGCAUUGUGUAUCAUAUAGCAAGGUGUGUACAUUGGGGUUAAAACUAAAGAAAUGAACUAAAUACUUGGUCGUAUCAUUAAGAUUAAAUGAAGGUAAAAUGGGGAUGUCUGGGGUAAAUCAUAUAAAGCAUAUUUUUUCAUACAAUCUAACAUAUAUUUUGUCCUAUUUCUUUAUAUCUUUAAAAGAACAUAUAUGGAUCAGCUUUUUGGUAAGCAGAUAUUAUUAUUGGAGAACAGCUCGAUGUAAAAUGAGAAUAACUUUUCUCUAUAUAAGGUCUAUGCUUGUUUGAAAGCCAAAAUGUUAUAGAUAUAUAUAUAAAGGUUUAUUACUUUAAAUCCAUGUAGCUCAUCAAAUGUAGCUGAUUUGGCUGUGUAUCUAUGUGGGUUUGGCAUUAUGGUUCAUAAUAGGGAUUUCCCAUAAAAAUUAACUCUACAAACAUCUCUUCCUGUUAAUGUGUCAUUGUGGUUGUUAUUAUAGGUGUGCACAGAUUUGAGAAGAGUGGCAGCUUUGAUACUUGUACAAUUGAUUUCAAUUCCCAGUUCCACCCAGUAGUUCCACCUGAGAGUAAAGCUCGUUUUAGUCCUGUUGAUGUAACAUAUGCUCAAACAGAUUCUGAUCAUUUUGCAAUACAAAUUUAUGUAAUGCCAUUGCAUGGUAUUUAAGAACUGCUUACAUACGCUUAGUCCUGAUUAAAAAUGUGAAGCUUUUAUGGACUGUUGGAAUGAUUUUACUGACAAUGAAACUGGGUUUGUAGUUCGAUUCCUGUGGUCCAUUUCCUUGUGUUUGUCAUCUCAUCUGAUGUAUAUGAAACUGUGGCCUUGCAUUGCUUUAUUUUAAAGAAGAAAAAAAAAGGCCUUCUGGUCUCUACAUCGUGGUAGUUGUAAAUGUUUAUAAAAUGUACAGCAACUGUUUAAAUACUUGCCUUCAUUCAGAAAAAAAAAAAUCUCCAUUAUUUUUUUAAGUAAUUAAAAAAAGAUGAGAAUAUAUAUGUAGUGGUGAAAGAAUUUAAUCUGGUCAUGACAUUCUGUUCAUGCACUGAGAAAUAAAGUUUUAAAGGAA
This is a messenger RNA of Pangasianodon hypophthalmus (striped catfish), 7061 nucleotides long. RefSeq names its product membrane associated guanylate kinase, WW and PDZ domain containing 3a (gene magi3a). Gene Ontology annotation, molecular function: protein binding. Gene Ontology annotation, cellular component: cytoplasm. The record is from RefSeq and is a predicted model, not a curated record. Lineage: Eukaryota; Metazoa; Chordata; Actinopteri; Siluriformes; Pangasiidae. The transcript has 21 exons. Gene Ontology annotation, biological process: signal transduction. The coding region runs from base 862 to 5100 and encodes 1412 amino acids.